Mangifera indica (mango) is the source of this 1170-nucleotide messenger RNA. Its product is annotated as phosphoenolpyruvate carboxylase kinase 1-like. Gene Ontology annotation, biological process: protein autophosphorylation; peptidyl-serine phosphorylation; intracellular signal transduction. The transcript is spliced from 2 exons. Lineage: Eukaryota; Viridiplantae; Streptophyta; Magnoliopsida; Sapindales; Anacardiaceae. Gene Ontology annotation, molecular function: ATP binding; calcium/calmodulin-dependent protein kinase activity; calmodulin binding. The record is from RefSeq and is a predicted model, not a curated record. Gene Ontology annotation, cellular component: cytoplasm; nucleus. The coding region runs from base 163 to 999 and encodes 278 amino acids.
CUAUCUCCAACCGUUGGAUCAAACACAUGGCUCAUACUUAUUGGCCACUUACCAAAAUGGAAUAUUCCCUAGACAUUCUUUAAACCAUCUCGCUUAAUAAAAAUACCGAAUCACAUGGCUUACAAAAUCAGAACAAAAGAUACACACUAACCAAUUUGACUCAUGACCGAGGCGUUGAACGGAGACUACCAAGUUUGUGAAGAGAUCGGCCGGGGACGAUUCGGCACCGUUUUCAGGUGUACCUCACGGAUCUCCGGCGAAUCCUUCGCCGUUAAAUCCAUCGACAAGAGUUUAAUCUCUGGCGACACGCUCGACUCCCAAUGCCUCUUGUUAGAGCCCAAAAUCCUCCAGUUCCUCACUCCGAAUCAUCACAUCGUUCAAAUCGUCGACGUUUUUGAAGACGAUUAUCACCUUAACAUGGUUCUCGAGCUCUGCGAUUCACAAGAUCUGUAUCACCACAUAAUCAACAAAGGCAUUCUGUCUGAAUCCGAGUCAAAAUCUAUCAUCACUCAAAUUCUCCAAGCCAUUUCUCACAUGCACAGGUUAGGGAUUGUUCAUCGCGAUAUAAAACCAGACAAUAUACUGUUCUCGUCCGGAAAUGUUGUGAAAAUUUCAGAUUUCGGAUCGGCAGAUUUUUAUAACAAAGAGAGUGGGGAGCUGAUGAGGGGAGUGGUAGGGACACCGUACUACGUGGCUCCGGAGGUGUUGGCGGGAAUGGAUUAUAACGAGAAAGUGGAUAUAUGGAGCGCCGGUGUCGUUUUGUACGUAAUGUUGGCGGGAUUUCCGCCGUUUUACGGGGAGACGGUAACGGAAACUUUCGAGGCUGUAUUGAGAGCGAAUCUCCGGUUUCCGAAUCGGGUGUUUCAGAACGUUUCUCCCAUGGCGAAGGAUUUGCUGAGGAAAAUGCUCUGCAAGGACGCUUCUAGAAGAUUCUCCGCCGAACAAGUUCUCCAACAUCCAUGGAUAAUAACUGGAGGAGGAGUGAGCGAUUUAACUUGAAGAGAAGACAUGAGAGAAUGUUAAAAGUAUAGAUUUUAGUACUGUACAUGUUUUUGUAGAUAGAGCUUUUAAGCCAAAGUUGUGUUUUCCUUUGGGAGUGCUUUGUUGAUGCUUUGUAUCAUAUGGAUCUUCGGCUAUAGAAAUGAAUAAGUACUGUUUAAUGGUGUAAAA